Messenger RNA from Macrosiphum euphorbiae (potato aphid), 588 nucleotides. NCBI's taxonomy places the organism in Eukaryota, Metazoa, Arthropoda, Insecta, Hemiptera, Aphididae. The record is from the annotation of a GenBank genome assembly.
AUGUGGACAGACUCCACAGUCACAUUACAUUGGAUACAAAGUGACGCCAACAAAUGGACCACUUUUAUAUCCAACCGAGUUAGCCAAAUACAAUCAUUAGUUCCGAGAGCUGAAUGGCGACAUGUACGUUCUGCAGACAACCCUGCUGACCUGGCAUCCAGAGGAGCUUCUGGUGAUCAACUCGUAAAUGACCAUUUGUGGUGGCAUGGACCCAGCUGGCUGUCUGAAAAGGAUAAGUGGCCAGAUUUCAAUUCAAAAACUACAACGGCUUCAGAUGCAACUGAAGAGUUAAAACAUCUACCUACUAUCACUGUAUCACUGUUGAGCAAUAUUGAUCCAAUAGGGCAAGACCUAUUGAUGAAAUGCUCAAAUUACGAACGCCUCAACCGCAUCGCUGCUUACAUCUAUCGAUUCUGUUACAAUUGCAAAACACCAAGGCGGCUAUCAGGACAUAUUACUAUGCCAGAAUAUAAACAAGGAGUACUUUUCUGGAUCCGUAUCGCACAACUCUCUGUAUUUAGCGAUGAAAUGAAACGAAUCAAGUCAUCCAAACCAGUUGCGACUAAUAGUGUGUUAGCCUUGUCCUAG